This is a messenger RNA of Cynocephalus volans (Philippine flying lemur), 915 nucleotides long. RefSeq names its product ring finger protein 148 (gene RNF148). NCBI's taxonomy places the organism in Eukaryota, Metazoa, Chordata, Mammalia, Dermoptera, Cynocephalidae. The transcript has a single exon. The record is from RefSeq and is a predicted model, not a curated record. Bases 4 to 915 code for a protein of 303 amino acids.
GGAAUGAACCUGCUUAGAAUAACUCCUUCAACUCAUAGUUCCGUUUCAUCUCGACUGUGGAGACUCAGCAUCUUUCUACUACUUAGCCUUCCUGACUCAAAAGGAAGAGCCAUUUGGACAGCUCACCUGAAUAUAACAUUUCAGGUGGGAGAUCGGAUUAUAUCACAAUUAGGAGACAGUGGAGUAUUUGGGAAUCAUUCUCCUCUGGAGAGGGUGUCCGGUGCAGUGGUACUUCCUGAAAGAUGGAAUCAGAAUGCUUGCAACCCUUUGACCAAUUUCAGUAGGCCUGAGCAGGCAGACUCUUGGCUGGCCCUCAUUGAGCGGGGAGGCUGCACUUUUACACAAAAAAUCAAUGUGGCAGCAGAGAAGGGAGCAAAUGGGGUGAUCAUCUAUAAUUAUCCAGGUACGGGCAACAAAGUAUUUCCCAUGUCUCACCGUGGAACGGAAAAUAUAGUCGCAGUGAUGAUCAGCAACCUGAAAGGCAUGGAACUGUUGCGCUUGAUUGAGAAAGGAGUCUAUGUGACAAUCGUCAUUGAAGUGGGAAGAAUGCAAAUGCCCUGGUUGAGCCAUUAUGUCAUGUCCCUGUUUACCAUCCUGGCUGCCACAAUUGCCUACCUUUUCUUGUGCUGUGCCUGGAGACCUAGAGCUCACAAUUCUUCCAUGGGGAGGCGAAGACAGAUAAAGAGAGAUGUGAAGAAAGCUAUUGGUCAGCUUCAACUGCGAGUGCUCAAAGAAGGGGAUAAGGAACUAGAUCCAAAUGAAAACAAUUGUGUUGUUUGCUUUGAUAUAUACAAACCCCGAGAUGUAGUACGUAUUUUAACUUGCAAACAUUUUUUCCAUAAGGCAUGUAUUGACCCCUGGCUUUUAGCUCAUCGGACAUGCCCCAUGUGCAAGUAUGACAUUCUGAAAACUUAA